Suillus plorans is the source of this 378-nucleotide messenger RNA. RefSeq lists its product as uncharacterized. Lineage: Eukaryota; Fungi; Basidiomycota; Agaricomycetes; Boletales; Suillaceae. The record is from RefSeq and is a predicted model, not a curated record. The transcript has a single exon. Bases 1 to 378 code for a protein of 125 amino acids.
AUGUCUAACAUUCGACUUCCCUCAUCACCCACCCAAAAUCUGACACGUACUUGGAGAAUGCCCGCCAAUGCCUCAAUACCUAGUACACCAAAGGCUAUCUACCAGCACAUACGUGAGAUCGAUGGCAUCUGUGGUGCUCUUGAUCAACCGCAGUUCGAUGAUACACCGCUCCCAUCUUUCAGUCCUGUUGCUGAUUGGUAUCUUCAGGCUCACGGUUAUACUUCAAAGGCUUUGCUUCAUAUUGCGUGCGCCCAUGACACGAGUUCUUCAUGCCAAGAUUUUGUUAUGGCCAUUGCUACCAAGGGUAUGCCUAUAGCUGAAGCUGUCUUCCUUUGGGGACUCAUCACAUCUGAUGACCGUGUUGCUGAUAAUGAAUGA